GAAACCCUGUGAUGUCAUUGGUUUAUAAGUUCCGGAGACUUCAGGGGUGAAAAGUUUCGUGUUUUUCUGCAGAGCUCAGAGGAUUUGGCUCCAGAUUAAGUCAAGAUGAGCGCGUCCAGUUUGAGAGACUGUCAGGCCUGGAGAGCUGAGGGUCUCUCGAUGUCCACCACGAGCAACGAGGCCUGUAAAAUGUACGACGCUGUUCUGACUCAGUACGUGAAGUGGCGCAGUGACGAGACGCUGGGCGGGUUUGAGGGGUGUGUCUCUGCUCUACACACGGCCGACCCCAACUUUGUUAUGGGGCAUGUGAUUAGCACCGGGCUGGAGCUGAUCGGCACCACCACCUCCCCCCGACUGAGCGAGCGUCUCUCCGGCGCCGUGAAGAAGACGGUGGAACUCGCCAACGGCCAAGACCUCACCCCCCGAGAGCGACUCCACGUCCGCGCCAUGCAGCUGUUCUCCCAGGGGAACCUGCCCAAAGCCUGUGACACCUGGGAGGACAUUCUGCUGGACCAUCCCACUGACCUGCUGGCCCUCAAGUUCGCUCAUGAUUCGUACUUCUACAUGGGCGCGCAGACCCCCAUGAGGGACUCUGUGGCCCGAGUCCUGCCCCACUGGAAACCACACAUGCCCCUGUCAAAUUAUCUCAAAGGGCUGUACUCGUUUGGACUCCUGGAGACUCGCUUCUACGACCAGGCUGAGAAAGUGGCUCUCGAGGGUCUCUCUCUGGUUCCCGAUGAUGCCUGGGCGGUUCACGCUGUAGCUCACGUCUACGAGAUGAAAGCAGAAGUGGAUAAAGGCCUGAAGUUUAUGGGCGACAGAGAGAGUGACUGGCAGGUUUCGGGUAUGCUCGCCAGUCACAACUAUUGGCAUUGGGCGCUGUACUUCAUCGAGAAGGGAGACUACGACGCCGCUCUGCACAUUUACGACGCUCAGAUUUUCCGACGUGCCAAAGUCUCAGGGGCGAUGCUGGACAUGGUGGACGCGUGUUCUCUGCUUUACCGACUGGAAAUGGAGGGCGUCGGUGUUAAAGAUCGCUGGAGGGAGCUGUUCCAGGUGACGCAGCCUCACACGGACGAUCACGUGACUCUGUUUAACGACGCCCACUUCCUCAUGGCGUCGCUGGGCGUUAAAGACGACGGGACGUCCCAGAGACUUCUCCAGGGUCUGCAGGAGUUGGCUCGUGAGCCUGGGGAGAACCAGCAGCACCAGAUGGCGAGCGCCGUGGGCCUCCCGUUAUUCCAGGCCAUGACGGAGUUCAACCGGGGCAACUACGACAAGUCCGUGGAGCUGCUGUACCCGCUGCGCUACCGUAUCGUGGACAUAGGGGGCAGCGAUGCACAGAGAGACCUCUUCAAUCAACUGCUCAUUCACGCCGCCAUGAAGUCGGACAAUACCAGGCACCAGAAACUUGGAAGGUGUCUUUUGGUGGAGAGGGACUCGGUGAGGCCCAACUCUCCGAUGACAGAGCGCCUCAUGAAGACGGCGUUGGCGCUGCACGUGUAGGCAGAUCCAACAGAAACAUCAGAAACAUCAAAGUGCUAUGACGAUCCCAGGAGCUUGUCUGACUUUGGGGGGGAAAAAAUGGAAAAAGAAAAGAAAAAGUGGCCAUAUGUUUGUAGCUUUGAUAUUCUCACCUGCGAGACGCCUUGACAGUUUGAACAUUCCUUAAAGCGCUCAUAUUUAUGCUCUAAUGCGGUUUCCUCGUCACAAACAGACCUGGAGUUGUGUUUUGUUUCAUUCUCACAAAGAGUUCUUCUCUCAAACUGAAAACGCUCUGUUCCACCUUGUGAUGUCAUCGUGGGGUGACACAGGACGUGCCCUUAACUCCACACACCUUCACUAAAACCGUUCGGAUACUUUCAGAUUUGGAAUUGUGAAGAUCGACUGAACUAAAGGUAAAAGGAGCUGUUAAUGUGAAAAAUACCACUUGAUGACAUCACAAGGUGGAACAGAGCGUUUUGAGCUUUGGAGAUGUGACAGACUAAUAAUAAAUGAAACAAAACACAACUCCAGGUCUGUUUUUGAGGAGGAAACGGCAUCAGAACAUGACUUAAAUCUCUAUUUUGCAUAAUAUCCGACCUUUAAAACUAUAAAAAUAACUGCAUUUAUAUCAGUGUGGGGCCAGUUCUAAACAUUUCAAGAAAUACUGUAUUUAAUCUGAAACUGCAAACUGUUUUUCACAUUUUAGUGGCAGUAUAAACAUGUGCUCAAAAGUUGUUGCCUGAAUACUGCAAAUUUGUACAUUUAUCAAAAUAUUUUUUGUGACUAUACUUGGCAGUUUGAAAUUACCUUCAAAUAUCCAAACAGAAGUCGCCUCGUGCAAAUAAACUUUUUAGAGUUGUUUUACUGAAAAUAAAAAUAAACUUAGAGAAAUACAAGAGUGUCCUUAAACGACUCCAAACCAGAGGUGGAAGAAGUACUCAGGUUUGUUAAGUGAAAGUACAGAUACCACAGCAAAAAAUACGCAAGUAGAUUUUUUUUAUGUGAUACUUUUACUUAAAUAAAAGUAUUAAAGUACCC
Molecule: messenger RNA, 2523 nt
Organism: Periophthalmus magnuspinnatus
Lineage: Eukaryota; Metazoa; Chordata; Actinopteri; Gobiiformes; Gobiidae
Gene: ttc38
Product: tetratricopeptide repeat domain 38
Exons: 14
Coding region: 106-1506 (466 amino acids)
Molecular function (GO): protein binding
Source: RefSeq, a predicted model, not a curated record